Anolis carolinensis (green anole) is the source of this 3640-nucleotide messenger RNA. It is a transcript of the gene nox5, whose product is annotated as NADPH oxidase 5. Gene Ontology annotation, cellular component: plasma membrane; NADPH oxidase complex. Gene Ontology annotation, molecular function: superoxide-generating NAD(P)H oxidase activity; calcium ion binding. NCBI's taxonomy places the organism in Eukaryota, Metazoa, Chordata, Lepidosauria, Squamata, Anolidae. The transcript is spliced from 17 exons. Gene Ontology annotation, biological process: superoxide anion generation; defense response. The coding region runs from base 898 to 3168 and encodes 756 amino acids. The record is from RefSeq and is a predicted model, not a curated record.
UAAUGGCCUAUGUGUAUGUGCAGCACUCGGAUACAACCGCAAGAGGGCAGUAUAUGAACACAGCAUUAGCUAAUAGCCUAUAGGGAAGUAUAUAUGCAGCACUCGGAUACAACCACAAGAGGGUAGUAUAUAGAUAGAAAGGAUUAGCUAAUAGUCUAUAGGGAAGUAUAUAUGCAGCACUCGGAUACAACCACAGGAGGGCAGUAUAUAGAGAAAGAAUUAGCUAAUAGCCUAUGGGGAUGUAUAUAUGCAGCACUUGGAUACAACCACAAGAGGGCAGUAUAUACAUAGAAAGGAUUAGCUAAUAGCCUAUGGGGAUGUGUAUGUGAAGCACUCAGAUACAACCACAAGAGGGCAGUAUAUAGAUAACAAGAAUUAGCUGCUGGAGUAUAUGGAUGUAUAUAUGCAGUGCUCAGUGUAGAUGCAGUUUCCUAUUUCUAUGGUACCAUCAUGGCAAGCGUAGUAUUUCUUCUGGUCUUCCAUCUGACUGAUUCAAUUUAAAUGAGUAAAUCAUUUAAAUACAAGUGCACUGUUCAGGCUCCACUAUGCCAAAAAUGGCAGAUUCUGGUGGUGAUGUUUUCGUGAGGUUUCUCCCUGCUUCUGUAUGCGACCUGUCAAGAACACCUGUGUCCCAGAUGCUGCCUAAACCAAGAGCGGCUUCCUCUGUUUAGAGCAGGAUUCUGUCUUGAGCAUUUGUGGAAGAAGAAGGCAUUUAAUGCUGUACCUUAGGAAAAGGCAUUUGCAAUCUGUCUUUCAGAAUCUUUACUGUGCCAUAGGAUCUCCUAUGAAAUGCCCUUCAUUACAUCCUUUUAAAAAAACUACUGAAGAAGACCAAAAAGAGUGAAAAUAUUCCGAAAAACUCGACCAAGAAGCCCCUGAGACGCAAGUUGCAGCAUCAUGAAUGUAGACGAUGAUGCAAAAUGGCUGGAGUGGGUGGCCCAGCAGUUUGAAAGUAUCGCCGGCAAGGAUAAAGAAAUUGAUUUGGAAGAGUUCAAAACAGCUCUCAACGUGAAGGAGUCCUUUUUUGCCGAGCGGUUCUUUGCUUUGUUCGACUCGGACGGAAGCGGCACCAUCAGCCUGGAUGAGCUGCUCGAGGCCCUGAAGCUGCUGAUCCACGGAAGCGAAGCAGACAAGCUCCGGUUCCUCUUCCAUGUUUAUGACGUGGAUGGCAGUGGAUCUAUCGAACGUGGAGAGCUGCGCACGGUCUUGAAAUCAUGCCUGAAAGAAAGUUCGAUUUCUUUGCCGGAAAAGACGCUGGAUGACCUCACGGGAGCCCUCUUUGAGUCGGCUGACUCUGACUGCAGCGGAGCCAUAACCUUUGAGGAGCUCCGAGCGGAGCUGGAACAUUUCCCCGAAGUCAUGGAGAACUUAACCAUCAGUGCCGCAAGCUGGUUAAAGCCCCCCAUGACUCCCCCAAAGGACCACCCACCGCGCUACCUGAGUCCGGCCUAUUGGCACAACAAUGGGAGCAAACUGCUUUUCCUGGGCAGCUACCUGGCAGUGAACAUCCUCCUGUUCACUUUGGCAGCAUUGAAGCAUCUUGGCUCCGGCGCCUGGAUCAUGCUGGCGAAAGGCUGUGGGCAGUGCCUGAACCUCAACUGUACCUUCCUAGUGGUGGUGAUGUUGCGCCGGUGCCUGACCUGGUUGCGGGCCACUUGGGCGGCCAAAGUCCUUCCGCUUGACCAGAGCGUCCUUCUCCAUCGGCUGAUCGGCUGCUCCGUGGCCGCUCUGAGCGUCCUUCACACAGGGGCUCACGUGGCCAACUUUGUGAGGCUGUCUCAGACCAACGACACCUUCUACCUCUGGGAAUACCUCUUCACCACGCGGACCGGGAUUGGCUGGGUUUACGGAACGGCUUCCGUCACCGGCCUGGCUCUGCAGCUCCUCAUUGGCCUCAUGUCCGUGUGCUCCAGCACUUUUGUCCGUAAGAGUGGCCACUUUGAGGUCUUCUACUGGACCCAUCUCUCCUACGUCUUCAUCUGGACCUUGUUAAUUAUCCAUGGACCCAAUUUCUGGAAGUGGUUUGUUGUGCCUGGAUUUCUGUUCCUCGUAGAGAAGAUCUUUGGGGUGUUCUUGUCCCGCACUAGGAGGCUCUACAUUGUGGAAAUCAACCUUUUGCCCUCAAAGGUGACCCACUUGGUGAUCCAGAGACCCCCGUUUUUCCACUACAAGCCCGGAGACUAUGUGUACCUAAAUAUCCCAGCUAUAGCCAAGUACGAAUGGCACCCAUUCACCAUCAGCAGUGCCCCGGAGCAACCAGGGACUAUUUGGCUCCAUAUUCGGUCUCUGGGACAAUGGACCAACCAAUUGUAUGAAUACUUCUGGCACCAAGGUGACCUUCGUGACUGUGAACCCGACACAAAGCAACAGAAGAAAACCAGCUCCGAGAAAUGGAAGUGCCUCUUUGGCUCCUCUGAUGUGGAGCAGCCUGUGGUCAGAAGCGAGGAUGAGAUGGUGGAGAUCUUAUCCUACAGGACCAUUGGCUCUCCCAAUGGAAGGACUGCAAAUGAGGAGGUUUCUGGAAAGGCUUGCGAGAAUCAGAGACUCUGUCACAUCAAGUGUUACAUUGACGGUCCUUAUGGCACUCCCACGCGGAGGAUCUUCACCUCGGAGCACGCGGUGUUGAUCGGCGCAGGGAUCGGAAUCACUCCUUUUGCCUCUAUCUUGCAAAGCAUCAUGUUCAGGCACCAUAUGCAGAAGCAGACUUCCCGCAGCCAGGACCUCACAUUGAAUGAGAACCUUAAAAACGACAACAUGAAACUUCAAAAGGUGGACUUUAUCUGGAUUAACCGAGACCAAACAUCCUUUGAGUGGUUUGUCAGCCUCCUGAUGCAACUGGAAGGCAGCCAGGCUGAUGAAGACCCCAGCGACCGCUUCCUGGAGAUGCACCUCUACAUGACCUCGGCCCUCAACAGGAAUGACAUGAAGGCCAUUGGCUUGCAGGUGGCCUUAGACCUGCUUGCUGAAAAGGAGAAGAAGGACUCCAUCACAGGCCUCAAGACAAGGACCCAGCCUGGACGCCCAAACUGGAACAAGCUUUUCCAGAAACUGGCCAAAGACAACAAAGGGAAGGUCCAUGUCUUCUUCUGCGGCUCUCCGGCUCUGGCCAAAGUCAUCAAAGGCCACUGUGAGCAGUUCGGCUUCAGGUUCUUCAAAGAGAACUUCUGAAGGUUGGAUUCUCCAUGUCUCCAUCCCUGCUGGGUUGGGAAGCCCCAUCUUCUCCGUCCGGACUCCUUCCUUGGAGAGCUUUCACUAUGAGAGGCAUCCAGAAACACCUUUUGUUUCGUCUUCUCUAGUUUGUAGGAGCUCCUCAGAGCUCUUCAGAGGCACCGCCGGGUCCCCAAGCUAGUUCUCAAUAAAUUUAUUUAUUUAUUUAUUAGCUACAUUUAUAUGCCGCCCUUCUCACCCCGAAGGGGACUCAGAGCGGCUUACAAAUUAAAUUUACAUACAAUAUUAUCUUAGCAUAGUACAAUACUGGUAAUAAAAUUACUAUAUUGUACUGUAUCAAUAUAUUGUAAUAUUAUUAGUAAUAUUACAUGUAAAAUAUAAUAGAUAAUGAAUAUUAUAUUGUAUUAUUAGUAUUAUAUCGUAUUGCAAAUAAAAUAAAAUAAAAUAAAAUGGAAAAAAAUUAUUGGAACAU